Molecule: messenger RNA, 519 nt
Organism: Entamoeba invadens IP1
Lineage: Eukaryota; Evosea; Mastigamoebida; Endamoebidae
Product: prefoldin subunit, putative
Exons: 3
Coding region: 1-519 (172 amino acids)
Biological process (GO): microtubule-based process; tubulin complex assembly; protein folding
Cellular component (GO): cytoplasm; prefoldin complex
Molecular function (GO): tubulin binding
Source: RefSeq, a predicted model, not a curated record
AUGGCUAAAGUGGUGGAAAUAGCGCCGUCUAGCAUUGUCUGUCCUGUUAUUGAGGACGUUCAGAAAUACGUUGCUGAGAAAGGAGGAGUUGGACCAGCGGUUCAGUCGGUCGAGGAUACUUAUAAAAAUUUGAAGUUCUUUUUGGACGUUGUUUCCCAAAGAAAAUUAACUCUAACUUCAAAGAUAGAAGAAAUCCAGUCGACUCUUAAUUAUGUCAAAUUGCUCCAGUCAAAAACAAACGAGGAGGUGAAGACAAAAUUUGAAAUUGCAAAUGGGUUGUAUCUUCCUGUCACUAUCUCGGAACCCAAAAAGGUUAAUUUGUGGAUCGGGGCUGGCGUAAUGAUGGAGUAUUCAUUUGAAGAGGCAGAGAAGACUUUAACAGACAAUACCAACGCAACUACUACUAUGAUUAAAAAGCUCGACGAAGACUCAAAUCACCUCAACGGAGAAAUUGCAAAAAUGGAGGUUUUGAUAAAAAAGAUGGUGGAUGCUGGGAUAGCCCUUCAGCUCAAAAAAUAA